Messenger RNA from Colius striatus (speckled mousebird), 2028 nucleotides. RefSeq names its product N-ribosyldihydronicotinamide:quinone dehydrogenase 2 (gene NQO2). The coding region runs from base 216 to 908 and encodes 230 amino acids. Gene Ontology annotation, cellular component: cytosol. The transcript has 7 exons. Gene Ontology annotation, molecular function: NAD(P)H dehydrogenase (quinone) activity. The record is from RefSeq and is a predicted model, not a curated record. NCBI's taxonomy places the organism in Eukaryota, Metazoa, Chordata, Aves, Coliiformes, Coliidae.
CGGGCGGCGAGGCCGCCGGGAAGGUACGAGGCGCAGCGCGCGGGCAGCAGCCCCUGAAUAGCCACACCGAAGGGUACAUUUCCUAUUGAAACAGCAAUUUUCCUUGAACCUUUUACCGAUACAUUUGUCAUUGGAGUUCACAGAUUCAUUUGUCAUUGGAGUUCACAUUGGAGUUCACAGAUUCUCGGGCCAGAAGCUACCACGUACUUCAGAAAAUGGCAGGGAAAAAAGUCCUGAUAGUCUAUGCACAUCAAGAGCCCAAAUCUUUUAACGGAUCUUUGAAGAGGGUUGCUGUGGAAGAACUGAGCAAGCAGGGCUGCAGUGUCACUGUGUCUGAUUUAUAUGCAAUGCAAUUCGAGCCAAGAGCAACAAGAACUGACAUUGCUGGUUGCUUGCACAACUCAGAAGAGUUCAAAUAUCAUGUGGAGACAUGGAAAGCUUACAAGAGAGGAGAUUUGUCCAAGGAUGUGAUCGAAGAGCAAAAGAAAGUGCAAGAAGCAGACUUACUGAUUUUUCAGUUUCCCUUGUACUGGUUCAGCAUGCCAGCAAUCAUGAAGGGCUGGAUGGACAGAGUCUUGGUCCAAGGAUUUGCUUACGAUUUUCCAGACUGCUAUGAUUCCGGUUUGCUCAAGAACAAAUUAGCCCUAUUUUCUUUCACUACUGGAGGAACUAAAGAGAAGUUUGCAAAAGAAGGUAUCAGCGGUGAUAUUCGGUAUAUCCUGUGGCCUAUGCAGCAUGGAAUCAUGCACUUUUGUGGUGUCAAAGUCCUUGCACCUCACAUCUGCUUUGCUCCGGAGUUUGUCUCUGAGGAGAAGAGGAAAGAGAUGCUGACUGCCUGGGCCCAGCGUCUGAAGACUCUUUGGAAGGAAGAACCCAUAAACUGUUCCCCUGAGUGGUAUUUCAAGUAAUGUUCAGGUAGAAGGCUACAAAGAGAAGAUUUCUUUUACUCCAUUCUUUAUCUCAAUGUCUGAAUGAAAAAUCUCUUAAUUUGAAUGUAUUGUAAGUCUCUUCAGUACUACAGCCAGCAGCUUAACCGGCAAUAUAGCAUUUAUCUUCAUUGAUUCCUGAGGGAUUCUUUACAAAGACAGGUGCAAAACUGUGAAGAAUUAUCGUUUAUGUAUGUCCUAUAAACAGUAACGUCCUACCUACGUGUGGUUGAUAACACAGCGGUAUUUAACUGCAGAUUAUACUGGUGCUGCUUAUGAAACAGUGAAGUACAUUGCCAAGUUAAUUUUAACAGUUUUUGUACCAGCUGACACUUUAUCUACCAGGGAAUUUGCUGCCCAUAUUCAACUUUGUUGUGGCCUAUCCUGUUCUUUUAAAUGAGAACUCUACACUUGUGCUAACUCUACACUUACACUAAGCCAUAUCAUGAAUAAUGCAAAAGGAUGUACAGUUGCAUGAUGGCUUAGCUGGAAAGCCUUGUGGACAGCCUUAGGCUUUUCCACAUAUUUACAAAGCAUUAUUAAAGCUAUGACAGAUACCAGAUAAGUUAAAAAACAAGUACAAAUAGCAGUAUGUGCAUGUAUUGCCCUUCUUUAUAGAAUGUGGAUAUCAUUUGUAAAGUAUUUAGUUUCCUAAAAUCAAAGGGAGUUCUCUAUUUUUGGUACUCUAACUAGAUACAAAAAGCAACUGCAUCUGUUCCCUACCCCUUCACACCAGUGAGUAGUGCUGUUUGCGUCUGGAGGGCUGAGUGCAUCCCCUCCGGCAUCAGUAUGGUGGGCUUCCUUGGAGACCUCCAGCACCAGCAACUGGUGAGGUAGAACACCUACCUGAAAUACUGAAGGAGCACUGUCUGUCUACAAGCCAGGAUCUAGUGGGACAAAAUUAUUGUCUGGCUCUUAAUAGCCUUGAUUUUUACCUUUAACUUUAGCAGGUUGAUUUUUAUACUUGAGAGCUGUUAAACUUUUUCAUGCGUAUGGCAAAAGGUGGGUUUCGCACUUAGCUACAGAGUUUUUUGCUUUGAUCAGCUUAGCUAACAGCUGGCUUUGCACUUUGAUAUUAAAAGAAUGUGAUCUGAAUAAGAAA